AUGCACUACACAAAAAACCGCAAAAUGAUUAAAGAGGGUACCUACCGAGGAAAUCGAUUGAACCCCCAUUUUGAUUUUAAUUCCAACAACUCUCAAUUGGUAAUUAAUUUCAAUCCAAUAAAAAAUCCAUCUUCAUCUUCUACAAAAAAUUUCACAUCAAGUAUAAUUUCAAGGUUUCUCAAUAAUACAAGAACGGGAUCUGCUCAUAGACAUGUCGGUAUUACGUUGCAAAGGUUCCUUUCUGGAAUUCUUUUGUCUGUAAUUUUCUUAGCGUUUCAAAUUUUAUUAUUUUUAUUUCUUCGAACAAAACUAAAAUCAAUUUAUCAAGCAAAUAGAGUGCUAAAACUGCACGAGAAAGGACAGGAAGAUGAUUAUGGGAAAGAUGACAGCGGCACCCCUUGGGGAGACAAUACUACGAAAACUGAAAAGAAGACCAAUUGGGCUUCCCAGUUAUUUAUGGCAUCGGAUGAAAUAUAUAAGAAAAAAUGUGGAUUAGACGCAUACUUUUUAUUAAGGUUUUUGAAAUUCUUAAUCUUCUUCUUUUUCAUCCUUUCAUUAGUUCAUAUACCAAUUCUGAUUCCUUUACACCUUUUUUCGAAUGACCAAAAUAUGAUUUAUGAGGAUUACGAUAGAAAAGAUGAUAAACUCGAUCAAUUAAAAUCUCAUCUCCUAGAUAAGUUAAAUAUGUCAAAUAUCAUCCCCCCAGCAGAACCAAAUAUAUUAAUUAUCCAUUUAAUAUUAGGUGUGUUUGUCAUUAGUUGGUUCCACAUAAUGCUAAAUUCAGAAUUGAGCUUCACUACAGGAAUCUCGACACAAGAAAUCUUAAAAGAUAAGUAUCAAACGGUCUUGUAUGUUGAUAAUGUUCCUAAGGAUAUGGGUAAGAUAAUGGAACAUUUUAGCUUGAUAGGUUCCAUCAGAGACGUCCAAUUUUUAUCAAGAGAUACCAAGAAAUAUUACACCAUAUGGAAAAGGAUGUGCAGUAUCCAAGAAAAGAUAGAGACGAUAAUAAUGGAAAUCAUGCUAGAAAAGUUUUUUAAAAGUACCCGUAAACCCAAAGGAUGGAAAAUGUAUAGAUUCUAUUGGAAUAAGUUGAUUUUCUUUUCCAAAACAAGCUAUCGAUUAUUUAAUUUCCGCAUAAGAUUGAAGUGGAAGGAUUCAAGCAAAAUAAUAGCAAGCCAUUAUCCUUCUUGGGAAAUAGAGAAACAAUCUUUUAUUGAAAAUCGGUAUAACAAAUUCCAGGAAGUUUUAGCCAAAUAUAACAAGAUAAGUGAAAAAUGGGAAAAAGAAUAUUAUCAGUUGGAAACGGGUCACCAAAACUUCAUAACUUCUAACAGACAUGCGAAUCCUGAUGCAUACCUUGAGAAGGUAUUCAUACAGUUUGAUACAGUUGAAACAGCUCAUGUUUUCGGUCAGCUACUUUUAUUCCAGCACCACAAAGAAUGGAAUAAUGUAGUUAUCGGACCAAAUCCGAAUGAUAUCAGAUGGUCCAAUAUAACAAGAACGAAUAGUUAUGCCAUAUUUUUAAGAUCAGUAGCUGCUAAUAUCUUAAGUAUUCUGACAAUAAUUGGUUGGAUUAUACCUGUUGGUUUGAUUGGGUUAAUUUCGCAGAUUCCCUACUUGAGAUCGCCUGUAAAAUUACCUUCGGUCAUCAUAAACAACACUGAAUUUAUCAACGAUAUGCUAAUGAGCAUCUUCUCUGUAAUGACAUUGGUAUUCUUAACAGAGGUGGUACCUUACAUCUUCAGAUGGUUCAGCCUUUUAAAGGUUUGUAAAACUGGAGUAGAAAUCCAAAUUGACAUUCAACGAUGGUUCUUCAUAUUCCUCUUUGUUCAUAUCUUCCUUGUGGUCACAAUUUCCUCUGGUCUUUCUUUUAUAAUAGAAAGUUUAGUAAAUAAUCCAGUAAGUAUCCCCUCCUUAUUGGCGCACGAUUUACCAAAGAGUUCUAAUUUUUUAUGCUCGUUUGUAUUAAUGAGAGGUCUCGCAUACGCUGGUGGAAACAUAAUCAGGAUGAAAGAACUACUUUGCGAGUUAUUAUAUUAUAAGCCAUUCAUAUACACGCCUCACAAAAGAUUUGAGAGAUUGAAAACGUCUCUAAGUUUCCAAUGGGGAGCAAUUUACCCUAUAUUUUCUGUAAUUGGAUGUAUUGGAAUAAUUUAUAGCGUUAUUGCUCCAGUUAUACUUCCCAUGUGCUGUGUAUCUUUUUCUUUAGUGUACAUUUCCUUUAAGUACCUAUUUGAGUUCCAAUACAACAAUAAAAAUAAGUCAGAAACAUUUGGUAAGCUAUACCCACAGGCAUUAAUGCAAUUAUACGCUGGAAUUUAUUGUAUGGAAAUAUGCCUGAUGGGACUUUUUGCUAUUUCAAACGGAUAUAAACUAUCAUUUUGUAUGCUCCUAAUCUUUGUUUCAACAAUUAUUAUUCAGUACAAAAUUUCAACAAAACAUCUAAGUCAAUUAAAUCAUUUACCUCUAUAUUAUAUCAAAAAUAGCGCUAAGUUGGAUGUUCGAUCGAGAGAGGUGGAACAUUUAUGUAAUCUAAAGGAUUAUGAAAUCCCCUUAAUAAAUGCUUGUAAAAAAUAUGACGAAAUAUGGAUCUUAAAUGAUGGAAAUGGAAUUGGUGAAAUCGAACAGGAUAAUCUAGAAAGAAAUUAUGAUAUCGUCUGUAAUAGUGAAAGAUAUUUCAUUAAUAGUAGCGGCGAUAUUUACUUAAAUGAUUUAUAG
Naumovozyma dairenensis CBS 421 is the source of this 2718-nucleotide messenger RNA. It is a transcript of the gene SPO75, whose product is annotated as Spo75p. Bases 1 to 2718 code for a protein of 905 amino acids. The record is from RefSeq and is a predicted model, not a curated record. NCBI's taxonomy places the organism in Eukaryota, Fungi, Ascomycota, Saccharomycetes, Saccharomycetales, Saccharomycetaceae. Gene Ontology annotation, cellular component: plasma membrane. The transcript has a single exon. Gene Ontology annotation, molecular function: calcium-activated cation channel activity.